Molecule: messenger RNA, 1769 nt
Organism: Sphaerodactylus townsendi
Lineage: Eukaryota; Metazoa; Chordata; Lepidosauria; Squamata; Sphaerodactylidae
Gene: AMH
Product: anti-Mullerian hormone
Exons: 5
Biological process (GO): gonad development; Mullerian duct regression
Molecular function (GO): growth factor activity
Source: RefSeq, a predicted model, not a curated record
UUCAGUGGAAAGCAGAAACAAAGUUGACGUUUCAGCUGAGUUUUCCAGAGGGCGUGGAGCCUCCUGUUGGCCCUCUGCAGCUAGCCUUCCUUGUCUUUUACCACGGGAGAAAGGAAGGGGCAUCUCCUGGCCCCAGAGAGAGGUUCCUCGUGGGAGGGGAAGGCCUCCAACAGAAGCAGCUGAUCUGUCUCUCCAGGAUAACACGGUUCCUCGUCCUCAAGGGUUCGCCAAUGGCAGGCAAACGCAUCCCGGGCCAGCUGAGUUUUCAAGUUUCGUUGACCAUCAGGCGUCUCAGCGUGAGGGAGGUGGCGCUUUCUCCUCGGGAGGCACAAGAUUUACUUUUCAACUUUGAUGAAAAAUGUUUCACCCGCAUGACCCCGUCUGUGCUGCUGGUGGCCAAACAGAGGAUUGAUGGGACAGCUGUUGACUCCUCUUCCUUCCUGGCUGCCAAAGGGGUGCUGGACACAGCCCCGUAUCUCAAGCCCAGUCUGGAGUUGAGCUGUAAAUCCCCAUGUCCCACGUGGAGGCUGGCUUCCACUCUGCCGGGCAUGGUGGCCCCCUGCGACCAUUUUGCUCAGCAACAACCAUGGAUCAGCUUGCCAGCUUCUGGCUCGGCCAAAGCGCCGCCUGUCAACGCCACAGCCCGCCACUGGAAUGUCUCGGCACCAGUACCUACCCUCAGCACUGGACAGUUCUUAGAGGCCCUCUCUCAGUUUGUCAAUCAGGUAUUAUGGCCCUUAGGGAAACCGCCUCCCACUGCCAGGCCACGCCUCCAGUUAGACUUGGACACGGUGGAGGCCCUCCCGCACUGGUCCCUUAACCUGUCGGAGGAGGUAGCCUUGGAGUGGCUGGUCCAGUCUGAGGACCACUUGAUGCUGCUGUUCCCCGAGGACAGCCAGGCCUUGAUGGAGCAAGAUCUGGGCCAAUGGUACUUGGAGGGGAGGUUGUUACGGCAACUGCUGGAGAAACUGAGCUCGGUCAUCCAAGAACUGAAGGGCAUCCCGUCCUUCCAAGUAAACAUCGGCCUCUUCCAUAAACUCCUCGCGUCCUGCUAUUACCCUGCUGGGGCUGCUCCAGGGAUGGAUGGUGGCGACUCCAUGGCAGCAGAUCGGCAGGAGGGUGCGAGUCGUCUGAGAAAACUCCACAGCCUCUUGCUGCUGAAAGCACUGCAGGCCAUGCGGGGUCACUGGCGGGAGUCGAAGAAGGUGCUCCGGGCCAACCGCAGCACCCAGCCUCAAGAGGAUUACUGUCGGCUGAGAGAGCUCAGGAUAGAUCUGGUCUCUACGGACUACAUCAUCUUCCCCGAAUGGUACAACGCCAACAACUGCGUCGGGCCUUGCCGAAGUCCGCUGUCCACCCGUACCCCCGACUUUUUCACUCACACUCUCUUCCUGCUGCGCAUGCACGAACAGGGCCGGCCACUGCAGCGUGCCCCUUGCUGCGUCCCCGUGAAAUACUCCCAAAGCGUCAUCGUAACUUUCACCAACGACAAAGGGCUGACGGUUAAGAGGUACCCUGAUAUGGUGGCGGAGGCGUGCGGCUGUCGGUAAAAAGGGGAUCCUCUCUAGCCACACCUCGCUUUCCAGGGAAGUGUGUCUGGCUCAGGGAUCAUAGGGGCUAUGAUGUAUUCUGUGCUAAAAGAAAACUAAAUUCUACUAUCUGCGUCAAUGUAUGCACAAUGAACAAAUCUGCCUGAUUUUUUGGGGGUAUUUUUGUGUUUUGUUAGACGGGGUGUGUGUGUGUGUGUUGCGCUGAAAUAGUAAAGGUGU